AUGCAGCCCUCUUUGCUUCUGCUGCGCAUGGCCCGCCAUAGCAGCAGCAUCUCAACGUCUUCAUCCCUUCACCUAUUACGACCUCUUGGUUCCACUGGUGUGCGCUUUAUUACCAAACGUGCGGCGGAUGAGGCUCGUCGCAUGUCCAUAAAGAAGCGCAACCGUCGUGCUGUCAUUUAUCUCGCUGGCACGGCCAUCGCUUGGGUCGGUAUUUCGUACGCCGCUGUCCCGCUGUACAAGAUCUUUUGCCAAAUGACGGGCUUUGGAGGAACAACGCAGCGUGUUGACGAGUUUGUAGCUGAUAAACUGACGCCUCGAGAAGACUCGAAUCCGAUUCGGAUUACAUUCGAUGGUGGUGUUAGCGCCAAUAUGCCGUGGGUCUUUCGACCACAGCAGCGUGACUUGUUGUUAGCACCUGGUGAGACUGCAUUGGCCUUUUACACGGCCAAGAAUAAGACGGACAGGGCAAUUACGGGAGUUGCUACGUACAACGUGUACCCGCCAUCGGCUGGCGUGUACUUUAACAAGAUUCAGUGCUUUUGUUUUGAGGAACAGCGACUCAAGCCAAAUGAGGAGAUUGACAUGCCUGUGUUUUUCUUCAUCGAUCCUGAAAUCUGUGACGAUCCAGCGAUGAAUGGUGUGCAUAAUAUCACGUUAUCCUACACGUUCUUUAAGACGGACGACGUCAGUGAAGACGAAGUGAAUGACGAGGACUAA
Molecule: messenger RNA, 717 nt
Organism: Peronospora farinosa
Lineage: Eukaryota; Oomycota; Peronosporomycetes; Peronosporales; Peronosporaceae
Source: the annotation of a GenBank genome assembly